Messenger RNA from Salvia hispanica, 1995 nucleotides. RefSeq names its product 4-coumarate--CoA ligase 2. Lineage: Eukaryota; Viridiplantae; Streptophyta; Magnoliopsida; Lamiales; Lamiaceae. Gene Ontology annotation, molecular function: 4-coumarate-CoA ligase activity. The record is from RefSeq and is a predicted model, not a curated record.
CUUCUCACACAAAACUGCCACCUCUCUUCUUUCUUUUUCUCUCUCUCUCUCAAUUGAAGAAGAAGAAGAAUUAAAAAAGAGAAGCGAUCCACAAUGUUGUCGGUAGCGGCCGCGGAAGCUCAGAAUCCGGAGCUCUCAUCUCACGCGCUGCCGCAGACUCCAUCGACGGAGGAAACUCACAUCUUCGUCUCCAAACUCCCCACCAUUCCAAUCUCCAACGACAUUCCCCUCCACACCUACUGCUUCCAGAACUGCUCCGAUUACCCCGACCGCCCCUGCCUCCUCGUCGGCACCGGCGCCGGCAAUUCCUACACCUUCGCCGAGACGCACCUCAUCUGCCGCAAGGUCGCCGCCGGCCUCUCCAGCCACGGGAUUAAGAAAGGCGACGUCGUGAUGGCGCUCCUCCAGAACUGCGCCGAGUUCGUCUUCACAUUCAUGGGCGCGUCGAUGAUCGGCGCCGUCACCACCACCGCCAACCCCUUCUGCACCUCCAACGAGAUCUUCAAGCAGUUCAGAGCGUCCAAGUCGAAGAUGAUCGUCACGCAGGCCAUGUACGUCGACAAGCUCCGCGACACCGGCGACGAAUCCAUCGUCUUCGGAGAGGAUUUCUCCGUGGUCACCAUCGACGCGCCGCCGGAGGGCUGCCUGCCUUUCUCGGCGCUUUCCGAGGCGGACGAGGCGGCCUUGCCCGAGGUGGAGAUCGAUCCGAACGACGCCGUGGCGCUGCCGUUCUCGUCCGGGACCACGGGGCUGCCCAAGGGCGUCAUUCUCACGCACAAGAGCUUGAUCACGAGCAUCGCGCAGCAGGUGGACGGGGUGAAUCCCAAUUUGUAUUUGAAGCCCGACGACGUCGUUUUGUGCGUGCUCCCGCUCUUCCACAUCUACUCGCUGAAUUCGGUGCUGCUCUGCUCGCUGAGGGCCGGCGCGGGGGUUUUGCUGAUGCAGAAAUUCGAGAUCGGCUCGCUGCUGGAGCUCAUUCAGCGCCACCGCGUGUCCGUGGCAGCGGUGGUGCCGCCGCUUGUGCUGGCGCUGGCGAAGAAUCCUCUGGUGGAUAACUUCAACCUCAGCUCGAUUAGGAUGGUUUUGUCUGGGGCGGCGCCGCUUGGGAAGGAGCUGGAAGCGGCUCUGCUCAGCCGCCUGCCGCAAGCGGUUUUUGGACAGGGUUACGGCAUGACUGAGGCCGGGCCGGUCUUAUCUAUGUCGCCGUCCUUCGCUAAGUUGCCACUACCAACCAAGUCCGGUUCAUGCGGCAAUGUGGUCCGCAACGCUGAGCUCAAAGUCGUCGACCCGGACACUGGCUGCUCCCUCCCCCGCAACCAACCGGGCGAAAUUUGCAUCCGUGGACCCCAGAUCAUGAAAGGGUACUUAAAUGAUGCGGAGGCGACUGCUAGAACCAUAGACGUGGACGGCUGGCUUCACACCGGAGACAUCGGGUAUGUGGACGACGAUGACGAUGUUUUCAUUGUAGAUAGGGUCAAGGAACUCAUCAAAUUCAAAGGCUUUCAGGUUCCACCAGCUGAGCUGGAGGCUCUUCUCAUCUCCCAUCCCCAAAUUUCUGAUGCUGCUGUCGUGCCGCAAAAAGAUGAAGCUGCUGGUGAAGUUCCUGUUGCCUUUGUAGUUCCAUCAAAUGGUUGCGAACUUACUGAAGAAGUUGUUAAAGAAUUCAUCUCCAAACAGGUGGUGUUUUAUAAGAGACUACACAAAGUCUACUUUGUUCACUCAAUUCCCAAGUCUACAUCUGGUAAAAUAUUAAGGAAAGAUCUGAGAGCUAAGCUUGCGGCGGCAGCAAACUCCACCACUUAAUUCUAUAUAUAUUCAACCUCCGGAAAUAUUUAUUUUUGUUUUAUCAUUUACUAAGUCGCGUCUAUUUAUUACGGAGUAGUACUUUUUUUCAUGUUUAUAUAAUUUAUUUGUGUAAGCAAACAGUUUUUUGUCAUGUAAUUGUUUGUAAUAAUUAUCUCACUAUUUAUUCGAGCCAUUGAAUCUUUGCAAUAA